Molecule: messenger RNA, 384 nt
Organism: Staurois parvus
Lineage: Eukaryota; Metazoa; Chordata; Amphibia; Anura; Ranidae
Source: the annotation of a GenBank genome assembly
UCAGUUGUGUCCAAUCACAGCUGAUCACUGAUCAUCAGGGCACUGAUGAUCAGUGUGCCUGAUGAUCUGUGUAGCCCCAGUAGUGCCACCUGUUAGUGUCCAUCAGUGCCAGCUGUCAGUGCUCAUCAUUGCCACCUGCCAUUGCCCAUCAGUGCCACAUCAAUGCCACAUAUCAGUGCCUACCAGUUCACAUCAAUGCCACAUGUCAGUGCCCAUCUGAGCUGCCUUUCAGUGUUACCUAGCAGUGCCAGUCAGUGCCACCUAUCAAUGCCAGUCAGUGCUACCUAUCAGUGCUGCCAAUCAGUGCCAGUCAGUGUCGCCUAUCAGUGCCGCCUUUCAGUGCGCAUCAGUGACACCUAUCAGUGCCCGUCACUGCUGCCUAUC